AUGGGUGGGGAUCAGAGCUUUCAUGCAAUGGAUAUUGAUCCGCCCCCGAGUGAGGAUGAUGAAGACCACAAUGAUGACCAAACUGAUGAAGAGGAGAAUCAUGAGGAUCCUGAUGGUCUAGAGGACCCGGAAAAUAGACCACCAGAUGAUGGCCAAGAGGAGGACCAAGAGGACAUGGAGGUGGAGAACAGAUUUGGUAAUGGAGUUAUCAACGACGGAGGCCCUCAGGAAAAUGGUUUCCAUGAAGGAUCUGCAACCUCCUCUCCGCUAGGCUCUGUGGCUAGAGGUAACUCACCUAAUAGUGUGCUCUCUUUUCCUUCUUUUACUGUAUUACAUGGUGAUCGAGAUAUGUUGCCUAAUUACAAUCCGCUAGAACUAACACAGGCAACCUUCUCACCUUUAAGUAACCCGAUACCUUCUGAGGAUGAACCUCAGGAAACUAAUGGUUUGGAGAAUUAUGUUGAUGUUGUUUCAUAUGUUGAACCUUCUGUGUUAGUCAAUAGUCAGAUUUCUGGUAAUUCAAAUGUACUGUCAGUGGACGAACACAAUGUUGAUGUACCGUCUCCUGGUAUAGGGGAUUUAAACACUAAAGAUAAAGAUAGGAAGUUCAGUGUAGGUACCAUGGAUAACCUCCCUGCGUGGUGGAGAUCAUGGGGUUUCUUCUGUAAUGCUAAGACUAAUAUAGUUCAGGCAGAUCAAGACACAUUGUUUGAUACGGAGAAUGAAAUGGUGGUCAAAGAAGUGGAUGCAGAGAGUCUCCCACAGUUGAGGGAGAUGGCUGAGAAAGAGGUGAAUGGGCUCACAGAAUAUCAUCACGAAAGUUCUAGUAAGAGCCAGGGGAAGGGUAAACAUGAAGCAAAGACUCUGGUGAGGAGGACCUUUAAGAGACAAGGAAUGAGUUUCAUGGCCAGGCAAGCACAACAGAAACGAGGAACGCAAAUGCUAAUGUACCAGAAGGAGCUAAGAACCAAUGGAACUUUAGCAACAGAUCAGUCCCUGAUUGUGCCUACUUAUCAGCCUCAUAGGACCCUGGAGCGACUAAAGAUAUGGAAGAGACAAAUGGCCCUGGAAAAUAUGACAGUGAGAAGUGAUUUGCUGGUAGGAAAUGAGGCCAAGGAGACUGAUACGAUGGCCAAAAGACCAAGGGAAGUGACAGAAGAGGAGUAACAGCAGCAGGGAAGGAAAACUCAGUGUCUGGAGGGUUACAGAAG
Molecule: messenger RNA, 1211 nt
Organism: Oldenlandia corymbosa var. corymbosa
Lineage: Eukaryota; Viridiplantae; Streptophyta; Magnoliopsida; Gentianales; Rubiaceae
Source: the annotation of a GenBank genome assembly